AUGGAUACAGAGUGCAUAGAAAUUACAAACCUAGAAGAUGGGAGAACUAAUCAUAUGUCCAAUGGUUUAGAAACCCCUUCAAAAGUUAUUUCAUCUCAUGAGACUAAUGAUGGUGAUCAUCCUAAUCUUCAUCCUCGUAUUGGAAUGGAAUUCAACAACAUUAAUGAUGUUAAGGAAUUCUACAUAUCAUUUGCUAAGAAAGAAGGUUUUGGAAUUCGAACUCGUACAACCAAGGAAAAUUUUUGUACACUUGUAUGUUCUAAUGAAGGUAAACAUACAACAAAGAGUAGCAAUGAAGACGAAUACAAUGUUUCCAUGGGAACUAAGAAAAAGACCUCAACUUCUAGAACUGAUUGCAAGGCAUUACUUAGUGUUUCAAAAGCAUGGAAGAGGAGCAAAUGGAGUAUCAUAAGCUUCAGUAAUGAUCAUAAUCAUGCCAUGCUUAGCCCUAAGAGUGUGAAUUAUCUUAGGUGUCAUAAGAAAAUGGGUAUGCCAGCUAGGAGUCUUGUUGAGAAGUUUGAUGAGGAGGGAAUACCUACAGGAAAGGUUGCUAAAAUGUUCAAUAGUGGAGAUGAGACAGAGAAGUCUUUUGAAUGGUUAUUUCUAACAUGGCUAAAGGCAAUGAGUGGAAAAAGUCCUGUGUCGAUAAUAACGGAUCAAGAUUUGGCAAUGAAAACUGCAAUUGCCAAUGUGUUUCCAAAUACUCGUCACCGAUUAUGCUUGUGGCACAUCCGCAGAAAAUUUGCCGAAAAGCUUUCACAUAUAUACCAUAAAAAAUCACCUUUCAAGAAGGAAUUGAAAUCGUGCAUUCGUGAGUCACCAUCCAUUGAAGAUUUUGAAGAGAAUUGGGAGCGUAUUUUAGUCGCCUAUGAUUUGAAGGCGAAUCAAUGGCUUCAAGGUUUGUAUAAAAUAAGAGAGUCAUGGGUACCUAUUUAUAACAGAAGUACUUUUUUUGCUGGGAUGAACACUACACAAAGAAGUGAGAGCAUUAAUGCUUUUUUUGAUUCAUUUGUUAAUUCGUCAACUAUACUACAAGAUUUUGUAGUGAAAUUUGAAAAGGCAGUGGAUAGCCGGUAUGAAAAACAGAAACGAGAAGAUUUUGAAUCAAGGCACCGAUCACGUCUCUCUGGUAUUAAGUCAAAAAUUGAGGAGCAUGCAGCAUCGAUUUAUACAAGAACCAUGUUUGGAAAGUUUCAUGAUGAGCUCGCACAGAUUCUUCAAUUCAAAAAGGAGAAAAUUGAAAAAAAUGGAUCUCAAUAUACAUACAAAGUAUCCAGCUGUUAUGACUCUCGAGACACAUUCAUUGUCCAUGUGGAUCUUGAGACAAAGGUUGCAAAGUGUUGUUGUCAACUUUUUGAGUUUAUGGGAAUAUUAUGCAGACAUAUCUUGGUGAUUUUCCAAGCCAAAAAUGUUGUCAACAUUCCAAGUAAUUAUAUUUUAAAGCGUUGGACAAAAGAUGCUAUCAAGGGUUCUGAAUUUGAUGAAAAUGGGGGGAAAAAUUCGAUUGAGAACAACAGUUCAGCAACUCUACGAAGUAUACAUGUACAUACUCAAGCCAACCUAUUAUCUGAUCUUGCAGCAAAAUCACCUAUUUUACACGAAAUGAUAUCAGAUGGAAUGAAGCAACUGUAUGACAGAGCUUUAGCACGAAAAAAUGAACUGCGCAUUGAAGAUGGCAUAACUCCUUUAGAGCCAAGUUCUGAAAAUUUGACGAGUGAGCCAUUGAACGUAUCUGUUGAAUUAGAUAUUAAAGAUCCACGUGGUUCACAAACUAAAGGAAGAAAAAAGGAUGUGACAAGAGAGACUCAACAUGGAAGAAUAAAAAGUAGUAUUGAAUUAUCAAUAAAUCGAUCACAAGCCAAGAGAAGAAGUUGCCAAUUAUGUGGAGAGCAUGGCCACAAUCGGCGAGGCGAAGUUGCAAACAAAAGACAAGUGACGAUUCUAUUGAUUGAUGGAGAUGGUUUGGUGUUGACAUCUGAAGUGAUGUCUUAA
Medicago truncatula (barrel medic) is the source of this 1992-nucleotide messenger RNA. Its product is annotated as protein FAR1-RELATED SEQUENCE 5-like. The transcript is spliced from 3 exons. The record is from RefSeq and is a predicted model, not a curated record. Gene Ontology annotation, biological process: regulation of DNA-templated transcription. Gene Ontology annotation, molecular function: zinc ion binding. The coding region runs from base 1 to 1992 and encodes 663 amino acids. Lineage: Eukaryota; Viridiplantae; Streptophyta; Magnoliopsida; Fabales; Fabaceae.